This is a messenger RNA of Ostreobium quekettii, 855 nucleotides long. Lineage: Eukaryota; Viridiplantae; Chlorophyta; Ulvophyceae; Bryopsidales; Ostreobiaceae. The record is from the annotation of a GenBank genome assembly.
AUGGACAAUGGGGAACAAGGCUGGGGCACUUCGUCCAACGAGGCUGCACGUUUGCAACAAGAAUAUGAGUGCAUGGCUACCAAGUUCGUGAAGGAUGGCAUCAACAUGGAGCAUAUUGCAAGCACUGCAGAGUUCUAUGGGGCCAGCGACACAGAACAAGGCAAACUGCGUCCGCUGCCAUACAGCAGACUACCCAGACCUCUUCCCGAUGCAGCAGUUCGACUAUUGGUGAUUCCCCUCUUGGAUCAACAGCUUGUGGUCAAGGCAGAUCAGCUAUGCAAAGAUGUGGUUUCCAAACUGCCAGAAGACGUUCAGGUAUAUUUCAACAAGGGGGAGAAGCUGCAUAUUACACAGUUUCAUGCCUCUCGUCCGGAGGAUGUUCGCCCCAAUGCGUUUGACCCAAGUGGUGGCUGCGAUUUGGCUGUUGCGAACCAUGAGCGUCCGGGCCCCGCUCAGGCGUAUCUGCCCUUGGAGCUAGAGGCAAUGGAACAUAUUGUCAAUACAACGCCCAGGCCCACUCUUGUUCCUGAAAGGGUUCUAAUGUCCGACACAGGCACUUUGCUUCUUACCUGGGUGGAUCGCAGUGGCAACAUUGACAGGCUGAGGUCAGCAUUGCGUUCUUGCUUCCCUGGAUCGCCACCCAAACAAACGGGCAUAAUUCACACCACCCUGUGCAGAGUAGUGGCAGGUGGACCAUUCAAUGCUGCCACAAGGAAAGCUGUCGCGGAGGAGUGUGACAAAUGGACAGGCCUGUUGAAGGGGCAUGUGUUUCAGCCGUCAGUGGCGUGGUACGUUCUGGAAGAGCUAUACUCCAACUGUGUGGGACCAACAACACCUCUAGAAUUUAUGCAGUGA